GCCUCCUGCGUAGUCUAGCUUUCAUAAUUUUUUUUUUCCAUCUGCUCUCGAUCUGCUUCUUUCAAGUAUUGCGCACAGUCUCUUUCUUACCCGAUAACCAUGAAACUCCAUAUUUCGUGUGUUCUUCUGGCGUUAUGGGGAGGAUUUGUCACUGGUAAGAAAAUAGCGUCCCGCAGUUCUCUAAAUGACUUCCAGCGUUCUGAGGGAAGAGAGCUGGUUCCUACCUCCUGGAACACUGCACGGACUCUGAUUCUCCCAGGGCUGACAUUGGAGGAGUGUGCUAGACGAUGCUCACACAUGCUGGACUGCAGAGCCUUCAACUACGAGACACGACCCGUCAUUACCUGUAAACAGCUGCCGUGGGUGGAGGAUGGCAACAAUGCAGAGGUCAAAAGGAACGUUAACUGUGACCUGUAUGAAAAGAAGGUCUAUGUAAGGAAGUGCAUUGUGGGUAAAGGGGAAGACUACCGAGGCAAGGUUUCCACAACGAAAAGUGGCCAUACUUGUCAACAGUGGUGGUCUAAGUUCCCACAUGAUCACAGAUGGACUCCAACAGCUACAAAUGGCUUGGAGCUGAAUUACUGCAGGAACCCAGAUGGGGACCGUAUUGGGCCAUGGUGCUACACGACUGAUCCAGAACGCCGCUACGAGAGCUGCAAUAUUCCCCACUGCAAAGAUGAGGUGUGUAUAACCUGUAAUGGUGAGGACUACAGGGGCCAGGUUGACCACACCGUGAGCGGCAGAGAGUGCCAACGCUGGGACCAGCAGCACCCUCACCAACACAUCUACCAGCCUGAGAAGUAUCCGGAUAAGAGCUUGGAUGACAACUACUGCCGGAACCCAGACGCCUCACCUGUCCCCUGGUGUUACACCACUGACCCUGCUAUGGAGAGAGAGAGCUGCGAGAUCAGCAAGUGUUCUGCGGUUGUAAAGAGACGCCUCCGGUCCAGCUACACCACACACUGUUUCCGUGGCCGUGGGGAAGAUUACCGCGGUAAAGUAAACGAAACGACUGGUGCCAUCCCCUGUCAGCGUUGGGACAGUCAGCACCCCCAUGAACAUCCCUUCUACCCAAAGACCUAUGAAUGCAAGGGCCUGGAGGAGAACUACUGUCGUAACCCAGAUGGAUCCGAGGCUCCCUGGUGCUUCACGUCUGUGCCUGAGAUGAGGACCGCUCUCUGCUUACAGAUCAAACGCUGUGCAGAUGACAUUGAAGCCGAGGAUUGCUACCAUGAAAAUGGUAAGAACUACAGGGGCGUAGUCCGAAAGACACGCAAGGGCAUCGUCUGCCAGAACUGGAGUGUCAACAUGCCUCACAAAACAAAGAUAAACCCAGCAACCCACCCUGAGGCAAACCUGACAGAGAACUACUGCCGGAACCCAGAUGGCGACCAACACGGACCCUGGUGUUACACCACGGACCCCAAAACAGAGUUUGACUACUGCGCCAUAAAGCAAUGCGCUGGAGAGAAAGUGUCCAUCAUUGAGCCAGCAGAAAAGGUGGAGUUUAAUGAGUGUGGGAAGAGAGAUGAUCGUAUAGUGAGGAAGCUGCGUAUUGUUGGCGGGGUUCCUGGGAACUCUCCCUGGACAGUCAGCCUCAGAGACAGGAAAGGAAACCAUUUCUGUGGAGGGUCCCUGGUUAGCUCCAAGUGGGUGAUCAGCACUAAGCAGUGUUUCUCUUCUUGUUAUGUAGACCUUCCAGGUUACUCAGCCAUGAUGGGGACAUUGUUCCGUAACCCGCAGGAAGGAGAGGCCAAACCGCAGACUAUCUCCCUGACCAAGAUCGUAUGUGGACCUUCAGAGUCCCAGCUGGUCAUGCUGCAACUGCAACACCCAGCCCAGUUUAACGAGCGGGUGUCUCAGAUUUGCUUGCCCCCUGAACGCUACAUAGUUCCGGAUGAAACCUUGUGUGAGAUUGCAGGCUGGGGAGAAACAAAAGGCACUUCAGUGAAUGACUCUGUGCUAAACGUAGCUCAAGUACCAGUUCUGAGCAACAAAGACUGUAACAAAUACUUCCGGGGUCGUGUCCGGGAGAACGAGAUGUGCACCAACUCCUUCCAUGGUGGGGUGGGUGCCUGUGAGAGAGACUACGGAGGCCCGCUGGCCUGUCAGAACAGUGACUGCUGGGUAUUGGAGGGAGUGAUCAUCCCCAUGAGGCGCUGUGGACACCCGGGUCAGCCCAACAUCUUCAUCCGAGUCUCUGUCUACGUGGACUGGAUUAAGAAGGUCAUGGAGAUGGCUUAGUCAAAGAUGUACCACACCAACCACUGAAUGGCUGUAGGUUCUGUUGGACAACCAUAUAGUAAAGUUAGAGUCCUUAGUUGAAACAAUGACAGAGCCUUCCACCUGUGUUUGGGGUAAACUUCAGGGAUGACCCUGGAGUCUGUUUCAACAAUAAACCUCUGGAUGCGUGGACUGACCAACAUCGUUGGUCAUCGUUGAUUUCAACAUCGUAGUUUUAACCAUGUUUUUAGGACACAGUGUUUAUUUAUUACAAACACUGGAGGGAAAACACAAGCUAGUGUAUUUGGCUUUCAUGGGUUAUGACAGUAGAACUGAGCUCAUGAGGCAUUUAUAUAUAUUUUUUCAUAUAUUUUCCAGAAAUCGAUGUAGCAUCUAAGGAUUUCAGCUUUAAUUGACUUUCAAUCUCCUUUCUAUUGCUCUAAUUAGGUGACCCCCUAAUAGUGAUCCAUGACCAUCUACCCACCAUUUUAUGUCAUCCGUAUUUGUUUUUGUAAUACUCUGUUGUGUGUUCUACCCACAUUCCUAUGGCCAAAAUAUAUUGUGUAAAUAGCCAUGUUUUCCCAAUUGUCUGUCUGCAAUCAAACCCAAUAUGAGCCAUUAAGAAUAACAUUUGAAAUCAUAUUUUUUUGGGGGUAGCGAUUCAUAUAUGAGAUCCUUAGACAUUAUUGAACCUGGCCACAGUGACCUUAGGAUGUUCAUGUAAAGGACAUGCCUUCUUAACAUCAUGUUUCCCAGAGCCUUCAAUAAAACUGCUGACCGCCAGUCCCUGCACCACCACCCCUCCCCUCCAGUAUCCAAUGGAACUCCAAAAUACCUUCUUUGCCCCCCAGCCUCUAAAGAAAUCCCUCCUCUGCCUGUCUUUUUGAUGCCUGCCCCCACCUCUAAAGACAUGCCUUUGUGCCUUAUGCAGAACUGUAUGCGCUGCACAUUCUUUCUGGUUCUAUAGGAGGAUUUUUGUAACUCGGUCCUGAUGAGCCCACGGAAUUCAGCUUAAAUAAACCUCAAGAUCAGAGUCCAACAGAAUCACAGACAGACCAGCGCGCUGACAGCCAGUGGACUGACUCUAUCUCCCUCUCUCUUCUCUCCCUCUCUUUAACACUACUCACACAAAACACACACACAUUGACACAUGUUUGGGUACUUUCUUGUUAAUAACAAAUAAAUAUAGGUACUCACCCAUAGCCCAACAUUUACAUAUUAAUCAUACAAAUAUAUUCACAUAUAAAACCAAGAUAAACUAACAGACUAUGGUGUAAUUAGUUUGACAUAUUUGCUGAUUUAACAGGCUUUGAUCUGUUUAAGUGACAGUUGGUUGUACUUUCCAGAAAUUAUGUUUACAAUAAAUGACUAAUCAAAUAUUCAUAUGACUUAAUUUAGGUUCAACUGUAGAUUAGCCUUGAGUAAGGGUUUAUAAAUGAGUAACAUCAUGCCAUCUUCUAAUUUCAAUUUUGGGAUUGUUUUAUAUGAUGCAGCAAAUUUCAGACUUCUUAAAAUGUCAAUUUUACAUGUUUCUUCCUUUUAAUAUGGACUUGGAGGAUGUUAUGGGGGGAAAGUAUCUAUUAAGUUCGGGUAAUUUCCAAUCACUCGAACUUUUUCACAUGAAUACCAUUAGCCGUGUGUAUUCGAAAAGCCUUGUAUUUCCGUCAUGCGUUGUAAAUUUCGAUCUAUUUGAAGAGAAUUUUAGAAACUAUUUUCAUGCUACUAGUGUAGCCUAGUAUAUGAUGCCCACCUCUCACAAGUGGGUGGUCCACUGAGCAAGGGGCGUGUUCGACUGUUUCACCCCUCCUACCCACCCCCACCGCUCUCCUGGAGCAUGGUUUAAUAGAGAAAGUAUGCAAUGUUCAUAUGCUCCAGCUCCAACCCCCAUCAUACUUCAACUAGGGUUUCGUGACUAAACGAGGAAACGACAGACAAACGUAAGGGAUCACACACAGACUGGCCGAGAUAGAGGGAAGGAGGGAGGGUCAGAGGGAGAGAGAAAAAGAGGGCAGAAAGAAAGAAGACAGAUUGGCAGUUCAUUCCAUGCUAAACUUCAUUCAAGGCGACUGUAAAAUUAAGAAAUCUUAAAAAUAUAAAAAGGUAGGUGAAAUAUUUCACAAGUACUUAACCGGCUAUUGUUUCAUUUUCUACCAUAAUUCUUCCUGUUUAUUUCUUCUUAAAUCGGAUGAAUGGGUUACCACUCAAUCGUGUAUUCUGACCAUUCAGAUCAAGUAAAAAGGUUAAACUGUCCUUCGAAACUAUUCGAUAAGAUUUGCUCUCUCCCUGCAUCAUCUGUGUCUUGCUGUGUGUGUCUUGCUGUAAACACAUGGGUUUCGGCUUUUGCACCGGUGCUAAGGUAAAAUCAACGACUCCAUACAGAUUAUGUAAUAACUGUACAAUUAAUUGAAUAUCCAAAUCAAACAUUUGUUUUUCUGUCUGUCUAUAGGCUUGAUAUAAAAGAUUAAAAUGCACAAAUA
Molecule: messenger RNA, 4700 nt
Organism: Esox lucius (northern pike)
Lineage: Eukaryota; Metazoa; Chordata; Actinopteri; Esociformes; Esocidae
Gene: mst1
Product: macrophage stimulating 1
Exons: 18
Coding region: 100-2244 (714 amino acids)
Biological process (GO): proteolysis; regulation of receptor signaling pathway via JAK-STAT
Molecular function (GO): serine-type endopeptidase activity; receptor tyrosine kinase binding
Source: RefSeq, a predicted model, not a curated record